AUGAUGAAUCAAACAAGCAAUAUUCCAUUAGUUUCUGAUGAAGAUCUUUAUCCAGCUCUUAUUCAAUGUUUUUUUAUAAUUAGUGCUGGUUAUAUAGCUGGUCAAUUGAAUCUUUUAACAAAUACUCAUUCAAUUGGUCUUUCACGUUAUAUAAGUAAUUUUGCUUUACCUGCUAUUAUAUUUAAAAAUCUUGUUGAUGUACAAUUUCAAAGUGUCUCAUGGCAAUUUCUUACAGCUGUACUUAUUGGUAAAACCAUAAUGUUUUUCUUAACAAUGAUUCUAACAUUUAUAGCUGAACGUCCAAGAAAUUUUGCUAAUAUGGGUGAAUAUGCUAUAAUGACAACACAAAGUAAUGAUUUUCCAUUAAUAUAUCCAAUAAUUGAAUCUGUUUAUAAACAAACUCAUCCUGAAUUUGGUCGAUAUGUUUAUUUAAUAGCACCUAUACAACUUGUUAUACUUAAUCCAAUAGGUUUUUUCUUCAUUGAAUUACAAAAACGUUUUGAUGAACAACAAAAACAUCGAGGUAAAUCAUGGAAUAAAUUUCAAUUAAUUUCAACAGUUUUUCGCAAUAUAAGUCGUAAUCCAAUUGUUAUAUGUACAUUACUUGGUGUUAUAUUUAAUCUACUAUUAAAACAACAUCUACCAUAUUUAAUAGAAUAUGUUCUAACACCAAUAGCUCAAUCAUUUACUGCUACAGCAUUAUUUUAUCUUGGUUUAACAAUGGUUGGAAAAUUAAAUCGUUUACAUGCACAUCUUGUUAUUACUGUUUUUCUUCUUAGUAUGAUGAAAUCAAUUAUAUUUCCAUUAAUUUUACGUCAACUUGUUUUUUUUCUUGUUAAACCAGAAAAUGAAAAUUUAAAUUAUACAUUAGAUUAUUCAAAUUUAGGUUUUUUAUAUGGAACAGCACCAACAGCACCAUCAGUCGUUUUUUAUGUACCAGAAUCAAAUUUACCAUUACAAGCUAUUGCAUCAACUGGACUUGUUGUUUCAACUUUACUUUCAGGACCAAUUAUACUUGUUUCAGCUAAAAUGAUUAAUUUACGUACACUGGAUAUUAAAAUAAGAGAAUCAUAUGAAAUAUUAUUAAUGAAAACAAAAUAUGAUGUUAGUAUAAUAUCAUUAUGUUGUACAAUUAUUGUUCUUAUUGGAUUUUGUUUACGGCAUCGAUGGUUAAAAAUAUCAUUUAUACAUAAAUAUACAUUGAUUUUUGUUGGCCUACAAAUAAUAUUAGCUAUAUGGACAAUAGUUAUACAUCAUGUUAAAGGUUCUUUAUUAUCAACAACAUCACCACUACUUGAUAUAGGUAGUAUUUUAAUAGCCUUAACUACUCGAACAUGGGCAACAAGUCUCUCAAUAGCUUUAAUGAUAACUAUUUGUUAUUCAAAUCAAUUAGCUCGUCGAUAUUCUUGGAUAUAUCAUGUUUUUGGAUGGACUGUUUCAUUAUGUAUAUCAUUAAUAAUUUUGUUUUGUUCAUCAAGUGAUAGAUCAAAAGAAGCUUCAAUAUUAGAAACGGAAAAAUUUGGAAAAAUUCAAAUUAUUCUUUCAACAGUUUUACUUGUUAUAUGUAUUUUAAUUAAUACAAUAAGUCUACUUCGUAUAGCUCGUCGAACAUUUCGAUUAAAACAUGAUUCGAUUAAUAAUCGAUCCCAUAAUAAUAUUGAUCAUUCAAAUUCUGGAACGAAUGAAAUCCGACCAUUAAUAGAUGAUGAUGAUGAACAAACAGAUAUACGACCUAUUAUUCCUGCAGAAAUCAAACCAUCAGAAGCUGAUACACAAUUAUUUCGUCAUGGAAUACUUGUUGCUUUAUUAACUAUUGAUGCUAUUAUUUGUGUAUCCGUUUUAUUAUGGUUAAUAUUAGCACAUGAUCGUAACGGAAUUUAUUAUGAAUUACAAUUUUUGGAUACAGUUUUAUUACAUGGUCAAGGUAUUAUAACAUUUCUUGUCUUUGCAUUAGAUGCUGAUUUACUUGUACCGAUUACACAAAAAAUUAUUAAAUUAUUUCAUCAUUGUGGAUUUAAUAUAAAUUGUUGUCGUGAUGAUGUCAACACUAGAUCAAUAGAAAAUAAUGAUUCAUUAGAUUUAGAAAAUAGAAUUCGACCGGAUUUUAUUCGUCAAUCAAAUAUGAAUUCUCCUACGGAAACAAUCUUCAAUGGAAAUCAAUUUUGUCAAUGGGUUAUUACAAAUGGUUAUGUAGAAAAUGAGUAUAUGGCUCAAAAUUAUUUUCAACAAUUAUUGGAUCAUAAACAAGCUUAUAUAAAAAAACCGAAUUUAAAAGUAAUUCAUUGUCUAUCAAAUAAAUGUGAUAAUUGUUUAAAUGAAUAUUUUGAAAAAAAUCUUCAACUAAGUUAUAAUCAACGUUUUCAAAAUCAUAAAGAUACAUUAGAAAUGGGUCGACCAAAUGCUGUUGUAACAUCACCAAAUAUAACUAUAAAUGAUGAUCAAAUGAUGCAUAUGCAAGAUGAUGCUAUAAAAAAAUUAAAAAAUGAAAAAAAAGAAAUUCGAAAACGAUAUGCACUUAUGCAAAUGAAUGAUAGUGUUUUUAUUCUCGGUGGUUAUAUUGUCGAUGCUAAAACAGGACAAAAAAAAGCACCAGAAAAUGAUUAUCUUUACAGUAACAAUACCAAAGAAUUAAUCGAACUUCCGCCAAUACCUGGUAAUGGUCGUAUGGGUUUUGGUUUAGCAGCAACAGAUGAUAGUAAGAUAAUUAGUGUUGGUGGACAUAAUUUUAAUUACGAAACAAUGUCAAAUGUCAAUAUGCUUGAUACAAAGCUAGAUAAAUUCGAAUGGAGAAAUUUACCAUACAUGCCUAAUGGUAGCAUUGGUCCAGGUGUAAGUGUUAUUGAUAAUGUUUUGUAUGUAAUCGGUGGAUUUGAUUUUAUUGGAAAUGAGAUUGUAUGUAAUGGUGAUGUUCUUCUAAUGGAUCUUGAAAAAAAACAAUGGAAAACACUAGCUGAUCUUGAUCCUCCAAGAGCUCGACCAUUAAUUAGUAUAAUUGAUAAUAAAGAUUCACCAACAUUAAUUGUUGCUGGUGGUUAUAAUUUUGAUGAAAAAGGAAAAGCUGCACCUUAUGGUAAAAUUGAAGAAUAUGAUAUGGAAAAGAAAAAAUGGAAAGUUGUUGUAGAUAUUCCUGAUUUUAAAACAAGUAAUGGUCUUGCAACUAAAAAUAAUAAAUUAUAUUUAAUGGAUAAUACAAAUGAAACAGGUGAGAAUCAGAUAAUUAAAGAAUAUAAUCUAUUAACACGUAAAUGGGAAAGUUCACAUGAUAUAAAACAAUCUAAAGACCGUCAUAAUGUCAAAAGUCAAGCAAACAUUAAAAAUGAAGAAUCUGAUCCAAACGAAGAUGGAAAAAAUUAA
Molecule: messenger RNA, 3354 nt
Organism: Rotaria sp. Silwood1
Lineage: Eukaryota; Metazoa; Rotifera; Eurotatoria; Philodinida; Philodinidae
Source: the annotation of a GenBank genome assembly